UUCCACGCUCUAAAUGCUUUUGUAACUUAAUCUGACAUCAGAUGAAAAUUUUCUUUUCAGUGCUGCUCUUUACAAUUUAGAAGAAAGAACACUGAAACUGACAUCUGUAUAUAGUCUUGCAGAAUAAUUUGGAGGGUUUGGUCUUAAGUCAGUAAUCAUCAUCCAUCAGCUUGCUGGAAUAAGAGAAUGGCUGAUCGAGUGCUUGUGAUUGGCAGUGGAGGUAGAGAACAUGCAUUGGCUUGGAAGCUGGCACAAUCUCCACACCUGAAACAGGUACUGGUUGCACCAGGAAAUGCCGGAACAGCCAAUGAUGGGAAAAUGUGUAAUUCAGGUGUUUUAAUUAGCAACCACACUAUCCUUUCCCAGUUCUGCAAAGAUCAUAACAUUGGGUGUGUGAUUGCUGGACCAGAAACUUUGCUUGCUGCUGGAAUUGUUGAUGACUUGGUAGCAGCUGGAAUUCAGUGUUUUGGCCCUACAGCCAAGGCAGCCCAGUUGGGAACAAAUAGAUAUUUCACUAACAUCUUUCUUGAUCAGCAUGGAAUUCCCACAGCAAGAUGGAAAGCCUUUUCAAAUCCUAAAGAAGCAUGUGCUUUUAUUAACAGUGCAGAUUUUCCUCCAUUGGUGAUAAAACCUUGUAGUUUUGGUCCUAGAAAAAAAAUAGUUCUUGCAUCCAACCGAGCAGAUGCCUCUAAGGCGGUACAAGAUAUUCUUCAGGACAACAUGUGUUGUCAUUCUGGCGACUCCUCUGAGACAGUUAUCAUUGAAGAACUCCUUAAAGGGGAAGAAUUUUCAUAUUUAUGCUUUGUUGAUGGAACCACUUUUAUUCCCAUGCCACCAGUUCGGGUCCAGAAACAGCUGCUGAAUGGCCAUCAGAGUCCAAGCAUUGUUGGAAUAGGAGCCUUUGCCCCUUUUCCUAAGGUUUCUGAAGUUCUUCUGGAAAAAAUUAAAAGCACGAUCCUUCAACACAUUCUUGAAGGUAUGAAGCAAGAAGGUAUGUCAUAUGCAGGUGUGCUGCAGGUAGAAUUAAUGCUUACUAAAGAUGGCGUGAAAGUUUUAAGUGUUGACUGUCAUUUUGGUGACCCACAAUGUCAGAUAAUUCUUCAACUUCUUAAGAGUGAUCUUUAUGAAGUUAUCCAAGCUAUAGUUACUGGCCAACUCUGCAAUUCUAUAUUGGCUUGGUCGGAUAAUUGUACUGCUGUGUCAGUUUCCAUGGAAAAUGGCAGCUAUCUUCAAGAUCAUAAAAAAAGCAUGGAAAUCACUGGGCUUCUUCAAGCUAAAGAGUUAGGCCUUGAAAUCUUUCAUGGAGCAACUGUAAUAAAGGAAGGCAAAGUGCUGAGUAAUGGAAACAGAAUCCUUACAGUAACAACUGUCAAGCAGGACUUCACAUCAGGCCUUGAAGAUAUUUACAAAGGACUAGCAGUCAUUUCUAUCCAGGGUGCAACCUACAGAAAAGAAACUAGCCAUCAAACUAUUGCAUUCUUCAGACAGUUUGUGUCCCCAUCACAUGAAGAUAGAAUUUCAGAUUCCAUAGCAUGCAGUAUCUUGGAUCAUUCAUCUGUAUUAUCCGCUGCAAGGGGUACCAAGCUAGGUUGCCCUGGGCAUGAUGGAAUCAUUCCUGCCCUCUUUGAUUUAAAAGCCUCUGGUUAUCAUGAUCCAAUUCUAGUAUCGCAUGCUAAUGGCAUUGGGACAAAACUUAAGAUUGCCCAGUUGUGCAAUAAGCAUGACAUGAUUGGUCAGGACUUGGUGGCUAUGUGUGUCAAUGAUCUGCUGGUUCAAGGAGCUGAACCUCUCUUUUUCCAUGGCCAUUUCGCAUUUGGGAAACUGGAUGCUGGUGUGGCUCAGCUCACUCAGACGAUAUCAGAUGGGAUAUCUGAAGCUUGUAAACUGGCAGGAUGCACCUUCCUUGGAAGAGAAAGCAAUCAAAUGCCUGCCACUUGUGCAGCUGGAGAAUACAACCUGGUUGGCUUUGCAGUUGGUGCUAUGGAGCGAGGCAUGAAGUUUCCUCGGCAAGGGAACAUUGUCAAUGAAGAUAUUGUGAUUGGAAUAGCUUCUUCAGGGCUUCAUCACCAAGGAUUUGAUCUUGUGAGAAAGAUUUUUUUAACCUCGUCCCUACACUAUUUUUCUCCAGUUCCUGGUGGAUAUGGCAACCAUACUUUAGGAGAGCAGUUGUUAACUCCAACCAAAAUCUAUAGCAGAUCCCUCCUUCCUGUCCUCCGUUCGGGAAAUGUGAAAGCCUUUAUCCACAUUGCUGAUGGAGGAUUGUUGGGUGGUUUUUCCCGGAUCCUUCCUGAAUGCUGUAGUGUUGUUUUGGAUACCCAUAAGUGGAAAAUUCCAUCAGUUUUCUCUUGGCUCCAAGAGGAAGGAAACCUCUCAGAAGAGGAGAUGGGGCAAAUAUUCAACUGUGGGAUUGGUGCUGUUUUAGUAGUCCAGAGAGAAGCUGCCAAGAAGGUGCUGAAGGAUGUCCAGAAACAUGAGGACGCAUGGGUGAUUGGAAAAGUUGUCCACCGAACUGCAGGGUAUCCCCAGGUAGAAAUCAAGAAUCUCUCUGAAGUGCUGCUACAAAAUAAAUGGCCAUUUUUGAAGGAUGUUUCAAAUACAGACAAUCAACCUCAUAUCAUACACAGAAAGCAUAAAGUUAAAGUAGCUGUUCUUAUUUCUGGAACAGGUACAAGCCUUUCAGCACUCCUGGCAUAUGCAAAAGAGCCUGCAAGUUGCUCUGAGGUAGUCCUAGUAAUUGCCAACAGAUCUGGGGUGGAAGAACUAAGGAAUGCAACCCUGGCUGGGAUCCCAACCAGAGUAAUUGAUCAUAAAUUGUAUGGAAGCAGAUCAGAAUACGAAGGCACAAUUGAUAGUGUCCUUGAAGAAUUCUCUAUUGAAUUGAUUUGUCUGUCGGGAUUUAUAAGAAUUUUGUCCAGUAACUUCCUUAGGAAAUGGUAUGGGAAGAUGCUGGGAUCUUAUCCAUCAUUAAGUAAGAGAAGAAGCAUCUAUAAUCAAGCACAUCCAUCUACAGACAAAAUUGUGGGCUGUAUUGUGCAUUUUGUACUUGAGGAGACCAGUCCUGAAGCAAUAAUUGUACAGGAGCCGGUAUGUGUAAAGGCAGAAGAUACCCAGGAGACCUUAUAUGAAAAGAUCAAAGAAGCAGAGAACCAUGUCUUUCCCAUGGCUCUGCAAUUGGUUGCCAGUGGAAUGGUGCAGUUAGGAGGAGAUGGAAAAACCUACUGGAAAAGAGAAAGACAGGAGCUGAUCUGCCAAAAGGAAAGGCAGGAUUUUUAAUGCUUUUGUAGCAGCAAUUUCACAUAGUGAUAAAUGACAAUGGUUAAUGUUCUAAAUUCAAUUUUGGUUUCAGUCUGUCACUUCCUUUUAUAGUCAUUUUUUUCUUUUUCCUUUGUUUAUAUAGUUACAGCUUCCCUUCCAUAAAACAGAACAUUAGGAUCAGCAGUGGCUCCCUGGCAGGGGUGAAAUCUAAUUUUUUUUGCCACCGGUUCUGUGGGCGUGGUUUGGUGGGCGUGGCUUGGCUUGGCAGGCGGGCCAACAUGACGUCACUCACGUCACUCUUUCUUUCUUCUCUUUCUCUCUCCCUUCCUUCUUUUCCCUUUCUUUCUUCUCCCUCUCUCUCCCUUUUUUCUUCUCUCUCUUGUCAGCCCGCUGCACUGGGGCUGUCAUUUUGGCGGGGAUGGCAGCCGAUGGAGCCAACUGCCCCACAUUCCAGCCUCCCGGGAAGCCUCACCCUGGCUCCACUUGCUAGCCCUGCAUCCUGUCACUCGCUGGCUGCUUCUCUGCCCACUCUUAAUGCCGCCAGUGCCACUGCUACUGGGAGACCAGCUGGACGCAGCCGAAUGAGGCUUGCUGUCCUGCCACAAGUAAUAUAAGGGGCCUAGGAUCCAGGCUACGCUCAGAUGAGAAAAGAGAGCGAGAGAGCAAGAGAGCGAUGGGGAAACAGCGACACCCGAUUUUCAGGCAAGCAUGGCAGGGUUUUGGGGAAGGGAUUAAGCUGCUAGCUCCUUCCCCCGCAGCCCUUGAUGUCUCGGUCUUCCUUGGUCUCUCUCACUCUUUUUGCUCUGCGAGACUAAGCUGGGAGACAAGAGCACCAAAAAACAGCUGUGACUGCUUGAGCCAGCCAAAGUAGAGAGGGAGGGAGAGAGAAUUGGGUGUUGCCAUUUCCCCAUCACUCUCUAGCUCUCUUUUCUAUUCUCCCCAAGAACUGAAGCUUUUUUCAGCUGACUCGGAGCUCCCAGGCAGUCUGGAGGUCUCGUAAUGAGGCGGAUCCGGGCUAAUGCCAUUGCGAUCCUGACUGUGGCCUGGAUCCUAGGCACUUUCUAUUAAUUGUGGCAGGAAUGAGCAAGCCUCAUUCGGCUGCGCCUAGCCGGUCUCCCAGCAGCAGUAGCGUUGCCGGCGUUAAGAGUGGGCAGAGAAGCUCUGGCAAAGUCAAGCCCCAUAAAGAAGAGGGGACCACCCCCCUUCUUGUAAGUGCAGCUUCCCUCCCCCCUCCCCCCCCCCCGGUGCCUGCUGAUGGGUUGGCAAUUCCCGCGGCUGCCUUACUGCAGAACCAGAUGCUGAACGGGCGUGGGGAGGUCAUGGGGAGGGGGAAAGGAAAGGAAGUGCUCGGAGAUGUGGAAGUGUCAGCCGAGUUUGUGGUGAGAUUGGCUGGCGAGAUGGAGAUGAAGAGAUGGAGUGGCAAAGUGAUGGGGGUGGGAGGGGCAGCAUGGCUUGUGCCAUGGGAAUUGAUGUAUUUAUUCCAGCAUUUUUCUUCCCGAAGCCCUGCCUUGCUUGCCUGCCUUCCACAUGGGCUUCAGCUUGCCUGCCUUUGCAAGCUGGCCACCGGGAUGCCGGGAAGGCAGUGUGGAAGGCAGACAAGCAUGGCAGGACUGUGGGCCACAGAUCGGUUCGGGGGCGUGGCCAGCCAGCCAAUGCUCCCGCUUCAGCAAACCAGCCCCAGUCUUCGCUACCUACUCGCCCGAUCCAGUCCGAUCCGGUAGCAUUUCACCCCUGUUCCCUGGGGUGAGAAAAGGCAUGGGCACAAUGUGAGUUUCAAAUAGUUCCUCUUCCCAAAGGCAAAUAGCUGCCUUAGACACUGAGCUUGGGCUUCUUUUCUAUCUAUUUCAUUUCAAUAACUAAACCAUAAUGGAUAAACCAUAAACCAUGAGGAAGCAAAGUUAAAGGCUUGCAGGCUACAGGCUUGCUUUGAAUGCACUGAUUGGAAUAUUUUUGAAGAUACUUCUGUAGACCUGGAUGAACUCACAGAUACUGUAACAUCAUAUGUCAGUUUCUGUGAAGACCUAUGUGUACCGACCAGGAACUUGCGAAUAUACAGUAAAAGCAAACCUUGGUUCACAGCUAAAAUUAAGCAGCUACGUGGUUCCAAAGAGGAAGCCUACAGAAAAGAUGAUAAAAUGCUGUACAAUUAGGCCAGAAAUGUAUUAACAAGGGAGACCAGAGCAGCAAAAAGAAGCUACUCUGAAAAGCUAAAGAAUCAGUUCUCAAUGAAUGAACCAGGAAACAUGGAAAACUCUUAAAAAGUUCACUGGCUACGGCAAACCUUCACAGGCUGAAGGAAAUCAACAACUGGCAAAUGACUUGAACAUGUUUACUGCAGGUUUGAAAGGAAACUACAGCCACCUAUCUCCACAACCCCCCUCUCAGACACACCAACAACAGCCAAGCCUCCUACAACUGACCCCAUCUCAUUGGGUUCACAACCCCUAGUGAUUACAGAAAAGGAAGCGUAAGACCUAUUUCACAGACAAAAGCCAGGAAAAGCUCCAGGCCCAGACAAGAUAACUCCUUCUUACUUAAAAGUCUGUACUGACCAAUUGGCCCCCAUCUUCACAUGAAUCUUCAAUAAAUUGCUAGAGAUGUGCUAUGUUCCUUCUUGCUUCAAAUGCUCUAGUAUCAUCCCAAUGCUAAGAAGCCCACCAUCAAGGAACUGAUUGACUACAGACAAGUUACUCUAACAUCUGUAGUCAUGAAAACCUUUGAAAGGCUAGUGCUGUCCCACUUGAAAACCAUCACAGAUCCGCUGUUAGACCCAGUGGUGGGAUUCUGCCAGUUCUAAGCGGUUCGGCAGAACCGUUUGUUAAGUUGCCGGUUC
Messenger RNA from Ahaetulla prasina, 6088 nucleotides. RefSeq names its product trifunctional purine biosynthetic protein adenosine-3-like. The record is from RefSeq and is a predicted model, not a curated record. Gene Ontology annotation, molecular function: phosphoribosylformylglycinamidine cyclo-ligase activity; ATP binding; phosphoribosylamine-glycine ligase activity. The coding region runs from base 187 to 3273 and encodes 1028 amino acids. Gene Ontology annotation, cellular component: cytosol. Lineage: Eukaryota; Metazoa; Chordata; Lepidosauria; Squamata; Colubridae. Gene Ontology annotation, biological process: 'de novo' IMP biosynthetic process; adenine biosynthetic process. The transcript is spliced from 22 exons.